Molecule: messenger RNA, 1056 nt
Organism: Stylophora pistillata
Lineage: Eukaryota; Metazoa; Cnidaria; Anthozoa; Scleractinia; Pocilloporidae
Product: contactin-associated protein-like 2
Source: RefSeq, a predicted model, not a curated record
AUGCAGCAAGUUGUGAUCUGCCAAGCUACUGGUCAGCCCACACCAACCAUCACGUGGCGAAAAGCAUUCGGUCACAUGUCAAAGGAAAGAUCAAAAGUUCUCAAUGGCAGACUGGAAAUAACCCGUGUGACUAAAACCGAUGGUGGAGACUACAUAUGUUCUGCAAAGAACAUUCUUAACGAGGACUCCACCCGUACACAAGUCAUCGUGUUGGAAAAACUAAAGUUUACAUUAUUCCCUCCCUUUAAAGGUUUAACCAUACCCUCAGUAAAUGUGUUAUUGACUUGCGAAGCACAAGGAGCAAGAGAGAUUGUGUGGCAGCGGACAGGCCAAGGUCUGCCUUCGGGUCACGUAGUUUAUUCAAAUGGCUCCCUGCUUCUUAAAAAUGUUUCCCCGACUGAUGCUGGAACCUACAAUUGCAUUGCGAGAAAUUUUUAUCGCUCCAUAACAGCUAUAACUGUGCUUGAAGUUCGAAAGCUAACCUCUUGUAGCGAAAUAAAAGCCCACAAUAGAGGUGCAUCUUCAGGUACUUAUACGAUUGACCCUGACGACAAAGGAAGCGUGACACCCUUCAGCGUGUACUGUGACAUGACUGACAAAGGUGGGGUUGGUGUGACGGUUAUCAGUCAUGAUAGUGAGAGAAGAACUUAUGUUGGGAAAAAUCCUGGAUGUGUUUUUCCUGGAUGUUACAGUAAAUAUGUGCGAUACACUGGAGUCAGCACCGCUCAGCUAUCAGCACUCACUCGAGUCUCACAGAACUGUGAACAGUUUAUCAAAUUUGAGUGCAAUAAUGACACAACUUUUAUUGAGGAUAAUUAUGCUUGGUGGGUGUCACGUGGUGGAGCACCGAUGAACUACUGGGGAGGAGCUACAGGUCAUGACAAGAUGUGCGCAUGCGGAGUAACAAAUUCUUGUUCCGAUGGUAAAAAGUGUAACUGUCAUAACAUUGGCGGUUCCUGGAGAGAGGACAGCGGUUUGUUGACUGAUAAGUCUGUUCUACCUGUCACACAAAUCAGACUCGGAGACUUGGAUGAACCAGACGAAGAAGGACAUUAG